CGGUGCGAACAGAAGAUAGGUGAAGAAGAAGGCGACGAAGAAGCUUUACGGCAAGUAAAAUGAGACAAAUAUUCUAAGCACCGGUUCGCUUUUCGGUGUUAUUAUGGCUGCUCAUCUAAAAAAGCGGGUUUACGAGGAAUUUUCCAAAGUUGUGCAGCAACAACCUCUUGAGGAGGUACCGGCUAAGAGGCUUCGUCUAACCAAGCCUAGUAAAUCUGCUGCCCUUCAUAUUGACCUGUGCAAAGCCACCAGCCCCACAGAUGCCCUGCAGUAUCUCCUCCAGUUUGCUCGAAAACCAGUGGAGGCAGAAAGCGUUGAGGGUGUAGUGCGCAUUCUUCUGGAGCACUAUUAUAAGGAGGCUGAUAACUCAGUCAGGCUGAAGAUUGCCUCACUGCUCGGUCUGCUCUCCAAAACAUCUGGUUUCUCCCCUGACUGCAUUGUUGAUGAAGUCAUUAACACUCUGAAUCAUGACAAGUCUAACCAGGUGCUGGCCCAGUUGCUCGACACUCUACUGGUCAUUGGCACACAGCUACCAGACAACAUGGCAGUCACUCAGAGACUUUACGACGUGGCCUGCAAGCACCUUCAAAGCACUUAUUUUGGGGUACGCAAUAAGUGUCUACAGCUCCUCGGCUGCUUGGGUUCUGUGGACAAACCUCCGAGUAAAGAGAGUGAGGCAGCACCAGGCACUUCCACUGCACCCCUAAGGGACGUCCAGAGUCUCAUCAGUGACUACUUCAAUGACCAGGACCCCCGGGUUCGCACAGCGGCCAUUAAAGCUAUGCUGCAACUACAUGAAAGAGGAAUGAAGCUCCAGCAGACGAUCUACAACCAGGCCUGCAAGCUCUUGAGCGACGACUAUGAGCAAGUGCGCUCAGCCGCCGUGCAGAUGGUGUGGGUGCUAAGCCAGCUUUACCCUGAGAGCAUCGUCCCUAUUCCGUCUUCCAACGAGGAGAUCCGGCUGAUCGAUGACUCUUUUGGGAAGAUCUGCCACAUGGUUAGCGAUGGCUCCUGGGUCGUGCGAGUGCAGGCUGCCAAGUUGUUGGGCUCUAUGAAGCAGGUGAGCCCACACUUCCUGGAGCAGACGCUGGACAAGAAGCUGAUGUCCGAUCUCAGGAGAAAGCGCACAGCUCACGAGCGAGCCAAAGAGCUCUACGCUUCCGGAGAAUUCUCCUCAGGCCGGAGAUGGGCGGACGACGCUCCCAGAGAGAAAGUGGACACGUCUGGUGUAAACCUGAUCGACUCCGGUGCCUGUGGAGCUUUUGUGCAUGGACUUGAAGACGAGAUGUACGAAGUGCGGAUCGCAGCCGUGGAGGCCUUGUGUUCUCUGGCUCUGUCCUCUCCCAGCUUUGCAGAGAAGUGCCUGGACUUCCUGGUGGACAUGUUUAAUGACGAAAUCGAGGAGGUGAGACUGCAGUCCAUCCACGUGUUGCGACAGAUCUCCACUCACAUCACGCUUCGUGAGGACCAGCUGGACACAGUGCUCGCCGUGCUCGAGGAUUCAUCACGGGACAUCCGAGAGGCCCUUCAUGAGCUGCUGUGCUACACGAACGUCUCGACCAAAGAGUGCAUCCAGCUGGCUCUGCUGGAGCUGCUGAAGAACCUCGCCAAGUAUCCGACCGACCGUAACUCGGUGUGGAAGUGUUUGAAGUUCCUCGGAGCUCGUCACCCCACUCUGGUGUUGCCCAUUGUCCCUGAGCUCUUGAGCACACACCCUUAUUUCGACACCCCAGAGCCGGACAUGGACGAUCCUGCGUACAUUGCCGUUUUAGUGCUGGUGUUUAAUGCAGCGACGUCUUGUCCCACCAUGCCAGCCCUGUUCUCAGACCACACGUUCCGGCACUACGCAUACCUACGUGACAGCCUCUCGCACCUCGUGCCUCAGCUCAGGUUACCAGGCAGGAAGCAGGCGGCGGGUCUGGGCUCGGAGUCAUCAGGAAUGGAGCCCUGCAGCCUGGACUCAGCGCAGCAGUUCCUCCAGGAGAGCUUGACUCGAGUCAGCAAUCUGCAGAACCUGGACUCAACUGGAGCUCAGGACCUGCUUGACUUUACCAUCAGAGACUUGCAGAGGCUCGGGAUGCUGCAGACGGAGCUGGCUGGAUCUGCGGAUUUUUGCGCAACAUACCUGCACUGUCAACUUCUACUUAUGAAGGCUCUACAAGAGAAGUUGUGGAACAUGGCUGUGCCUCUGUGUCUGAAACAGAAUGCCAUGGCAUCAACUGCUGCACAGCAGGUCCUAGAUGAGACAUAUAAGUUGGAAUUCCUAUACAGCGGACUGGAGACACGUCAUGUGGCAACUAUACAUAAUGUGCGACUGCAAGCCAAGGCACUACAACUUGUUCUUAAUUCCCGCACCAAAAGAGGGGUUGAGCCUCUUCUCGGAUCGUGUGAGAAGUUCCUACAGGAAGUGGAAUCCUUCCAAAGGCUCUUCAUGACCGAGCUGCCCCACCUUCAGGACAGUUUUGUGGAGAAGCUUCUAGAACUGAUGCCGAGACUCAUAGCCUGCAAACCUCUGGAUUUAGUAAAGAUCCUCCAGACCACUCUGAGACAUAACAGAUUCACUCACCUCAAACUCCCGGAGCAGAUCCACAGAGCUUCAGCUACGAUAAUUGAGCCGACAGGAGAGUCCGACAACCCGCUGCGGUUUACUUCUGGCUUAGUGCUGGGGUUAGACAUCGAUGCCACUCUGGAACACGUUCAAGACCCACAAGCUAAAGUUAAAGUGCAGGUUCUCUACCCAGAUGGACAGUCGCACAUAAUUCACCCCAAGCCUGGAGAUUUUAGGACACCAGGACCAGGAAGGACACGGCUCAUCACUCAGGUGUAUCUAUCCCAUACUGCCUGGACAGAGCCGUCUCAGAUCGAGGUGCAGUUGCUCCUGGCCUACAGCAGUAAACUGGCAGUGCACAAACCAGCCUGGGACGAGAGCACAGAAAGCCUGCCAACUACCGAAAGCUCAAUCGAGGGCACCAUCACCCUCAGCAAGCCUGUCAAGGUCUUCGUCAUGCCGAAACCUGCUCGGCGCUGACCUGGGACAGACAUUAAGAGACAAAUCUGUAGGAGGAAAAUUGCCUCCCAGCUGAACCGAGCUGCAACAAAUGAAUCAACAGCUUGUUUUGGUUAACACUGAAUUUAUUUUGGCAGAAAAUAUUGAUCUGUAGUUUUUCCAUAUAAUAAAACCUUGUAUUUUGUA
Messenger RNA from Tachysurus vachellii, 3193 nucleotides. RefSeq names its product integrator complex subunit 4 (gene ints4). The transcript has 23 exons. Gene Ontology annotation, cellular component: integrator complex. The record is from RefSeq and is a predicted model, not a curated record. NCBI's taxonomy places the organism in Eukaryota, Metazoa, Chordata, Actinopteri, Siluriformes, Bagridae. Bases 104 to 3028 code for a protein of 974 amino acids. Gene Ontology annotation, biological process: snRNA processing.